Molecule: messenger RNA, 228 nt
Organism: Diversispora eburnea
Lineage: Eukaryota; Fungi; Glomeromycota; Glomeromycetes; Diversisporales; Diversisporaceae
Source: the annotation of a GenBank genome assembly
UAUGAUAUUAGUACAGAAGAAUCUAACAAUUUCAACAAUUCUAACAAUUCCAACAAUGAAGUCUUGAAAAUAAUUUCAGAAGUCACUGAUAUGACAAUAGAUAGUGAAGAUAAUGAAAACAGUGAAUAUAAUAAAUAUAGUAAAAAUAGUGAAGAUAGUGUAGAUAGUGAAAGACAAGAAGAAAUGAUGUCAAGUUUCAAAAUGAGAGAAAAUUCACAAGAUCUUUAA